UCCCAAAUAUAGACUAUUAGUUAUUAUAUCCACUACUACAACUCGUUGCACGCGUUCAAAUGUGCAGAGCAGAGAACUUCGAGAACCUCGAAGAGAUGGAGCUGGAAGAAGAGUCCCCGGGGCCGUCGAGUGAAGAGGAAAGUGGAGAAGAUGAAGAACUGUCUUCCCUGCCAUCAGUUCCUUGGGCAGCAGGAGAUGACAGCGGGGUCUCCUCUUCCGAACCCGAAGAAGAGAGCUCGUCCGUGGACGAGGUCGAGGAGCCAGCACGACUACAACUACCGGACUGCCUAAAACCUGGCGAAAGAGAAAGACACACUCCAAUCCAACGCUUUGGGAGGAGUCCAGAAGAAAAGGCGACAGAGCUGAUGUGUUGCGUCAGGCACUUCGCGGUGAGAAUGUGGAACGCCUCAGUCACCUACGAAGUCUGGCACUUUCCUCAACAUCCUAAGUAAGUGCGUUUCUUCCGUCCUCUAAUUCGAUAACUAAUUGCGACUAGUGUGCUUUUGAAUACUCAGCAAGAGCAAGCACUGAGUAAAUAUUAUUUACAAGAUAUUAUAACCCACUAGUCGCGCACUAGUCGUUUGCAUUUUGAUUAUGGAGGGCUGAUAGAUCAACAUACUUACAACAUACCAGGUAUCAUGAUUUGAUAACCGUGAAGCAUCCGGGAGUUCAGCCAGGUGAUGCCACAGAAAUGCUUGAAGGUGACAUUAAAUUCAAUCGACAGUUCCGGGACGAGGCUCAGUUAUGAAGACGUUGGCUAGCUUGUAUUAGAUUAGUGUCAUGAUUCGCGGAAAACUAAAUGCAAUCCACUAACUAAAGCUAGCCUCUUCAGUAGUCGCAGCUUAAUUAGUCUAUCCAUACACAAGCACGGAGCUUCAUCUAGGUCCAACCAUAUCAACGAUAGUCCCGCAGUGAGUGUCAGUGAGGCUAGUAUCCACCAUGCAUCUUCUUCUAAUUUUCGAGCUCUACCGGAUUUGGCUUUACACAAUCCGUUUCUUCUUCGAAAGCUUCGACCAAGUCAGCUCCUACUUGAAGACGAAAGCCAGACGAGAAGACCUCGCUACUGUCGACAGCUGCAUGAAAAAGCUCAGCACGAAGGUUCUUACGCUGGUUUCCAACAUAAACAUUUUGAAGCACGACCCGCUUGAUCAUCCGACAAAGUCGAUUUGGUUUGAUCCGUCGACACACGAUAUUGCUGCAUACAAAUCGCCGCGUAACGUUCUGGGAUUGAUCUUGCUUAUGUUGAGCGCUCCGCUUCUAUAAUAUAGUUUUAUAUAUAUAUAUAUAUAUAUAUAUAUAUGUGUCAGUCACGUGAUUCGCAAAUGAGUGAAUGAAUGAAUGAAUGAAUGAAUGAAUGAAUGAAUGAGUGAGUGAAUGAAUGAAUGAAUGAAUGAAUGAAUGAAUGAGUGAAUGAAUGAAUGAAUGAGUGAAUGAAUGAAUGAAUGAAUGAAUGAAUGAAUGAAUGAAUGAAUGAAUGAAUGAAUGAAUGAAUGAAUGAAUGAAUGAAUGAAUGAGUGAAUGAAUGAAUGAAUGAAUGAAUGAAUGAAUGAGUGAAUGAAUGAAUGAAUGAAUGAAUGAGUGAAUGAAUGAAUGAGUGAAUUAUUAUUAUUAUUAUUAUUUCAUUAUUAUUAUUAUUAUUAUCUCCCCCCGUUACUAAGAAUGAAUGAACGAAUGAAUUAUUAUGAUUAUUAUUAUUAUUAUUAUUAUUAUUAUUAUUAUUAUUAUUAUUAUUAUUAUUAUUAUUAUUAUUAUUAUUAUCUCCCCCCGUUACUAAGAUGAAUGAAUGAAUGAGUGAGUGAGUGAAUGAAUGAAUGAGUGAAUGAAUUUAUUAAUUUAUUAAUUUAUUUUGAUAAUAGCGAAAGGAAGUAGAUCGUACUACAACUAGCGAAAGUCCUCUAGUGAACUUGUUGUAUGAGUACGUUGGGUGCAGGAACAAGUUGUCGUAGUUUCAUGUGCGGGGAAAUGAAAAGUCGCAGCCUCUAAUAGCAAAAUCGACGAAGCGCAGCAGCGGGUCGAUCCGAUGCGCCAGAUUUUUGACGAUACCGGAGUUGGCAUGUACGACGUCCUCAUCAUGGAGCCGGACCCUCAAGCAGACCUGUUGAGCUCAGAGGUGGAAGACUCCUCAUCUUCUUCCAGUGCGUCAUCUCCUUCUAGUAGCAGCAAUCAGGAGCAAGUAAGCACUAUAUCUAUUGCAAUUAAUAAAAACGAUGGUCGUAUCUAUAUAGAAAAAACUUGCUGUCGAUGUCUCGGGUCAUACAACUUAGCCUUUCAGUCGAGGCCCAUAGUCCAUUAUUACUCAUUCAUCUGCUCGCUCCCUUAUUCUUGUUUCCAUUUUUCUACAUAAGCAGCAUCCUUACUACAACGGCAUGCCUUUCACUUCAGGAGCUUCAGAGCCCCGGCAAUAGUGAAGAAAACGAACACGAGGCUGAGCACGAAGAUUUCCAUGAGGAGGAAUAUACCCAUACCCACGAGGAGGAAGACACAGACGACGAGGCGGGCGACCUUCUUCGUGCAGAAGACCAAUAAGUAUUGACGAGGUCAAAUUCAAAACACUUUUUCGAGGCUAAAACUUAAUACAUAGUGCAAAAGAUUCAUCGUCGUCGUUGGUCCGAUAAAGAAGGCACACCCAUCGCUUUGACUCAAUCGAUAGAACAUAAUAAUAAUGAAAAUGAACAAGUUAAUCCUAAACGCUCAGUAUAGGUCUAGCACGUCAGUCAAUCAAUCGAUCUAAAAUCAUUAUACCUUCGCCAAAGGGUGUAGCUGUAGACGAAAAUCAAGCUCAAGAUCAAUGCAUAUAGAUGGGGUUAGCUCUAUCGUCUAGUUGGAGGCGAACCUUUGAGAUGACCACAAAAGUGACAGUCUACAUCAAGAUCAAUGUGGUACUAUAAUCAAUAUUCUGCUAUAAGAGGACUGCAGCCAAAGAAAGAGACCCGAGGUCACAACUAGUGAAUUCAGUCCCCUCAACCAACGCGCUCUGCAGCCACAUGAUUCCCCAUCACCCAUUCAAGAUUACUCAGACCUCUUUCUGAUUUGUAUCGUCUGACAGAGAGGAAAAGGCGCCUCUACCUCUACCAUACAGUUACAGCGAGGCUCAGCUUCGCAAUGUGUAG
Molecule: messenger RNA, 3110 nt
Organism: Amoebophrya sp. A25
Lineage: Eukaryota; Dinophyceae; Syndiniales; Amoebophryaceae
Source: the annotation of a GenBank genome assembly